Molecule: messenger RNA, 6350 nt
Organism: Temnothorax curvispinosus
Lineage: Eukaryota; Metazoa; Arthropoda; Insecta; Hymenoptera; Formicidae
Gene: pod1
Product: coronin-7
Exons: 18
Coding region: 475-4152 (1225 amino acids)
Molecular function (GO): protein binding
Source: RefSeq, a predicted model, not a curated record
UCCUGUCUGGUGUCUCCUCGUCUGCCGAUUUACGCGUCGCCGCUGACAGCGUCAUUGCGGCAACGCCAAGCGGCGAUCUACUCCUACGGCCCCCACACGUCGCACGAAGGGUAGGGUGGUUCUCCACCCCCAAAUUAUUAGUCACGCACAGCUUUGCUCAGGCGGCUCCGAGCGAAUCGCGUCGGCGUCGUUCGCUUGUUGUCACCGACGCGGUUGAUGCCCAGCCUCGGGAGAGAAAGAGACUCCGGCGUCGAUUUCUCCCUACCAUUAUCCGCGCCGCGAGAGCAACGCCCAGCGAAUUAUUCGCAUGUGUUUGAGUGUCCCUGCGCGAAAUCCCGAUUGAGUUUUCUCGCGAGAAUUGUCUCCGUAAAAGAUUUCCGCGGACGCUCGCCUUUGUCCUGCGCCCAAAUUGUGCCUAUUACAUGAUUUAAGGGAGGAUUGCCUGGACAUUUAAACUGAGUCAGCAGUGUCAAAAUGGCUUGGCGUUUCAAAGCGUCCAAAUACAAAAAUGCAGCGCCGAUCGUUCCCAAGCCGGAGGCUUGUAUUCGGGAUAUCUCCGUGGGAUCCUAUCAAACUUAUGGGAAUAAUAUAACAGCAUCCGCAGCAUUCAUGGCAUUCAAUGUUGAUCAUAACGGAUCCAGUCUGGCAGUAUUACCGCUGGAGGACUGUGGCAGAAAGAGCAAGACUAUGCCAUUGCUUCAUGCACACGCAGAUACCGUGACGGAUAUGGAUUUUUCUCCAUUUCAUGACGGCUUGCUCGCAACUGGGUCUCAGGAUUGUCUCGUAAAAUUAUGGCACAUCCCAGAAAGUGGCUUAGAAGAAUCCUUGUGCAAUCCAGAAUGCACGUUCUCGCACCGUCAGCGAAGAGUGGAAGCGGUAUGCUGGCAUCCUUCUGCCGAACAUCUUCUGACCACUGCAUCAUUCACCAAUCUCUCGCUCUGGGAUGUUCUCUCGCAACAGGAACUAUUUUCUAACAAUAGCGACCACACCGAAGUAAUUCAGUCUGUAAGUUGGAAGGAGGACGGUACUGUUUUAGCGACAUGCUGCAAGGACAAACAACUGAGGAUUAUAGAUCCGCGCGCAUCGCCGUGUAUCGUCAAUUCAUGCUCGAGCCAUCAAAGUAUUAAAGAUUCCAGAAUAGUCUGGUUAAACAGCGACCGAAUACUCACCACAGGAUUUGAUGCAGCAAGACUGCGUCAAGUUUACAUUAGGGACUUGAGGCAUUUAAAUGAGCCAGUGAAAACAUUGGAAUUAGAUUGUAGUACUGGUAUUUUGAUGCCGCUUUUCGAUUCCGACACAAAUAUGCUCUUCCUCGCUGGCAAAGGAGACACCACUAUUAUGUACAUGGAAGUCACAGACAGAGAUCCUUAUCUCGUGGAAGGAAUUCGUCACAGCGGUGAGCAAACUAAAGGAGUGUGCCUGGUUCCUAAACGAGCAUUAAAUGUAAUGCAGGCUGAAGUUAACAGGCUGUUACAACUCACCUCCAAUAUGGUGAUUCCUAUCAUGUAUCAAGUUCCACGAAAAACAUACAGAGACUUUCAUGCAGACAUUUAUCCGGACACAGCUGGUCCCGUUGCUCAAAAUAAUGCAACAUCGUGGGUUAAGGGUCAUAAUGCACCUGUGCCAAAGAUAUCGUUAGAUCCUGCUAAAAGAAACAAAGGCGAAGAUCCGAUUACUGUACACAAAGGGAACUUAGCGGCACUCAAAGACAAUCAGCGCGAAAUUAAAGUAGAACAAACGAACCGGCCACCGAAACCCUUGGUCAUUACUGGGCCGAAAGGAUUCUCAAAACCGCAGAGCGUUAACGUGAACGUGAACGUGAACGUAAACGAAAAUGACACCAAUAUGGAGAACGAUAACGAGAAGAUCGAAGAUUCGAAAAAGCCAUCCGAGGCAGAAGAAGAAAAGACCAAGAUACAGAAUGGAGGACAAACCGUUCCACCGAAACCUUUGCCGAGAGCAUCAAGAACCAACAGUAUCUCCGAGGAGGAACCAAAACCAGUAGCGCGUCCUCGUACAUCGCCAAAUCCCGGAUCAGUAGUUACAUCAGUGAAUCCUAAUGCAAUCGGCGGAUAUAAGCCCCGACUUGGUCCUAAACCAUUCCAAGCAAAGUCCAGCAGCCAGGAGUUUUCAUUUGACAAGGUCUUCUCUGUACCACUUGCACCGAAUAAUGACAGCAAUACCAAUGGUUAUCAGAAUGAAAUUAAUAACACUGUAGAGCAUAAUACAGAGGCAGAUAAAUCGCCGACCUUAACACCUAAUGAGCGCACAAAAGAUACGGAAAAUGGCAAGAGUGAUUCGAGUUCUAUCGAGGAAGACGCUAAUUCCAGUGACUCCGGUUACAAGCCGAAGACACCGAGCACCGCGGAAAGACGCAAAGUGUUCGAGACGAAAGUAAAGGACGAAUCGCCCGAGAACGAGGAUGUUGGGAAUUUCGAACGCGGCACGAAUAGAAAUUCAAUCGCCGAAAGGCGGCGCCUUUACGAAAGUCGAUCCGUGUCUGUCACCGAUGGGAAUUUGGCGGAAAAGGCAAUGGGCUCGCCGACCAUGCUGAGACGAAGAGAUUCCUUCAAGGCAAAGAGCGAGGUGAUUAAAGAAGACGAAACGAAGAAGAGCAUUCCCAUGUUGCGACAGCAGAGCAUGGAUCCUAAAUUGGAAAAGGUGGAGCCCGUUGUGACGCCAGCUUCGAAAAGGACGUCGACAGUUUUCGGAAGAGUGUCCAAGUUUCGCCACUUGAAGGGUACUCCGGGACACAAAUCUACACACAUUGAGAAUGUACGCAAUAUCAGUCGCCAAAUAUCCGGCGAGUGCGAUGGCUUUCAUGCUAAUCCCGAUCGAGUGGCUGUACCUUUGAGUGGCCCAGGUGGAAAGAUAGCAGUAUUGGAAUUGAAGAAAACUGGAAGACUACCUGAUGGAGUUAUGCCAGCAUUGGUUCACGGCGCGGCUGUAAUGGACUUUCAGUGGGAUCCGUUCGAUAAUCAACGACUAGCAGUUGCUUGUGACGAUGGAAUAAUUCGCUUGUGGGAAAUACCUGAGUCUGGUCUGGCGGAACCGACAAACGAACCGAAACACAUCAUAGAAGCCCAUACUGACAAGAUUUAUCUGAUCAAAUUUCAUCCACUGGCGUCAAAUGUUCUCGCAUCCGCUUCGUACGAUAUGACCGUCAAAAUCUGGGAUUUAUCGCUCUUGUCAUCUACCGAGACGGCAAUUGCGAAAAUCACGUUGACCGGUCAUACUGAUCAGAUAUUCAGUUUGGCAUGGUCACCGUGCGGUCAGUACCUUGCCAGCGCAUGCAAAGACGGUAAACUACGUAUCUAUAAACCUCGAUCGAGCGACGUUCCCGUGAAAGAGGGAAAGGGUCCCGUCGGAACGAGAGGGGCGAGAGUCGUAUGGGCGCUCGAAGGCAGAUAUCUCGUUGUAAUGGGCUUUGACAAAGUUUCUGAAAGACAGAUUUACGUAUUUAAAGCGGACAAUUUGAAUACUCCUUUGAACACUGUUGGAUUGGACGUCUCGCCUGCCAUACUAAUGCCAUAUUAUGACGAAGAUAGCUCCACGCUUUUCCUGACUGGACGUGGCGAUUCUACAAUAUAUGCAUUUGAAGUAACCGAGGAAGCCCCAUAUUGCUGUCCAUUGAGUCACCAUAGAUGCAGCAGCUUGCACCAGGGCUUGUCAUUCCUUCCGAAAAAUAAAUGUGACGUGGCUAGCGUGGAGUUUGCCUCUGCCUUGAGACUAACAAAUAACACAAUAGAGCCUUUAAGCUUUACCGUGCCCCGUAUAAAGAGCGAAUUAUUCCAAGACGAUCUCUUUCCCCCAACCAAAGUUAUCUGGAAACCGACUUUAUCCGCGUCAGAGUGGUUUAACGGUGGCAAUAAACAGCCGUCUAGAAUGAGUCUUAAACCACCUGGUAUGGAUAAUUUAACUGAGAAUCAAUCCCAAAGUGCAGUUACACUUCCCCAAAUUCCAACCAAACCAUCACCGACUCCUUUUGGUAUCACUACACAACCCUUUAGUAGAUUAGGAUGGAAUCCGGACAUUAAGGCAAAACAAGAAGAGAUCCAGAAAACUAUGAGCCAUUUUGUGGGAGAUGUCAUCCAGUGUUCACUAGAACAAGAUCACAUGGAAGGUGUCGAGGAACACGAAUGGGACGAGUGAAAAUUGAAGACUUGUGGAUAGAUGCAAACCGGUAAGGUAAAAAUCUAAACGUAAUAUUGUUCGAGCCGCGUAAAUUAUUUAUAAGUUAGAAUUAUAUAUCGCGCGAAUGGCAAGAAUAUCGCAGUGUUACUGUGUAUAGAGUGAGAGGCAGUUGUAUCUGAGAGAGAUAUACUUCCAACGAUUUUCUUUUGCGGAGGAAGUGAGAGAUAAGUACAGUGUUUUAUAUCAAUUUACAACAACUAAUACUCAUUUUUUCAUAAAUCUAGCUUAAGAUUUUGUAAACGCAUUUUUCAAUACAUAGAAAUAAGAGUUCAGGCCUUGUUAAACCACAUUAAUUUAAAGUGAAAAGAUAAACGAAGUAAAUGGCACAAGAGAUUUUUUAAUCUGGCGUAAAUCAAUACAAUAUUUGAUAUAGCGCAGUGUCGAUAUGAUAACACUGUUCUUAUAAAACCAAAAUGCGUGAUUAUAGCUCUAGUCCCAGAUCAUUUUUCUUUAAUCGCUGAUUUGUUUCACGUAUAUAUUUCUAGCUACAAAUAAUUCUAUAGUAUUCUAUAGUAUAUCACUGUAGAGAUUAUAUUAGAAGUAGGGAUAUGCUUAAUUAUUGUCAAGAGAAUUGAGAAACUUAUAAUACGAUUUGACAAUAGUUUCAUUCAUCUAUUUAAUGAAUAUCAGUUUGGAAGUUUAUUGGAUGAGUAAUUCUUCAUAGAGCAAAUAUACUAGUAUAUUUAUUACGCUUUUCAGUACCGAGUGUGAACGAUAUCAAUUGUGUCAGAGACAAUUAUUGACGAGUAUUUAAUUAUUCGCUCUAAAUAUUAAGUUCCCGUUGUAAACAAGAAAAACAAAAUUUGCAAUAUGUGCCAUUUGUGAAACGACAGACAAUGACAGCCAAUCUGUCGUUCAUAAGAAAAAGAAAAAACAGUAUUACGACCAAUAUUAUUAGGUCUUUAAAAGUAAUUUAUUUCGUGAAGUUUGUCGAAGUUGACAUUCCUUAUUUAACUGCCACACCAGUGCCAGACUUAUCUCCGUUUCGGCAAUGCCAAGUGUCAAUAAUGGUCUCAAUGUAUAUGUCAUAAUAUAAUCUAUCAUCGUAUAUGUGUGAUAAUAGAGCAAAUGACAGUCUCGUCGCAGAAUUGUGGGGCAGAGGUUUUUUACGGUAUCCUUGUACGCACAUACAAAAAGACAUUAUACAAAAUAACUGAUAGAUACGACGCGUAAAUAAGUAAUCGUAAGCCAGUAAUUUAAUUGUAUGGCGAAGUAUACUUCAAUUUACGUCUUGAUCGAUGAGCAUUGAGCACUCUGCAAGAUUCAAACAAUAUUAAUCUAAAAAAAAAAUGACUGAUCUUUUUUACGAUCUUUUCUUAUCAAAAUACUGAAUGUAAUGCCGAUUUAUUAAACGAUAAUCUUUUCAUACGAAUAUUCAGAUCAGAAUAUUUUAUCUCGCUUUUCAUAAUAAUGGUUUUUACAAACUAGUCGUUAUAAAAAAAAUGAUGGUACUAUGUCCUCCAAAAACAAGUUUUGUAAUUGACGAUAAAACGCUAAUUUUUCUUUGCGAAAAAUUUAAUUAUGAAUAUUAUAUGUAUAUAUAAACUUUUUCUUAUUUUUCUUUGCAUUUCGGCACGCAAAUGCAUUUGAUCAACAUAGUGCCAAAAAUCCAUUAUCAAUAGUAUUUUUUGUAUCUUGCACAUUUUAGACCUGUAAGAUGUCCCGAAACAUUCGAAAGUAUUAAGAAAUUUUCUAUACGUGUCAAAGGUAAAGAAUAAGACGAAAUUUGAUUUGUCGCUGCCAUUUAUGUCUUGUCCGUACUACUGACUUUAUAUUGCAUUAUAUUGAAAGGAGGUGUGAUAGUGUUGCAUAUCUUAAUGUAAUUUUUUUUUUUUAUUCGAUUAUUCGUAUAUGUUAUAUAUUGCACAAAAUUACAAUCCAUAUUUGUAACCGUUUUGCAGUUUUCAAGCAAGCUCUAUCCGUUUACGACCAGAUCAUGAAUAAUAAAGCGCGAUCUUUUACAGCACGAGAUUUGAGAUGAAGAUGCAUAAUAAAAAAAAAAAAUAUAUAUACGAGACUGAACGUUUCAUGACAUUCGAGAUCUCGUGCUCUGUAAAUCAUUGCUGUCUAAAUAAUUUUAUCAUAUAGUAAUGUACCUUUAUAUCUCAAUCUUAUAACGUUCAUGUAUUUCAGCUAUAAAACCUUUUUAUCAAAAA